This is a messenger RNA of Bombyx mandarina (wild silkworm), 777 nucleotides long. Its product is annotated as UPAR/Ly6 domain-containing protein crok. Lineage: Eukaryota; Metazoa; Arthropoda; Insecta; Lepidoptera; Bombycidae. The record is from RefSeq and is a predicted model, not a curated record. Gene Ontology annotation, biological process: sleep; positive regulation of voltage-gated potassium channel activity; regulation of synaptic transmission, cholinergic.
UUUGUUUGCUUGUUUGAAAAAGAAACGGCGGAUGGGUGUGUAGUUGUGUGUACCUACUUACUGUAUACAGAUAACUAAAUAACUAAUAUUACUGUGUAUUCUGAACGUUGAAACAUUAAUUGUAUGUCACACCAUUUAAUUCCAAGUUGGGUUCAUAUCUUUUAAGAAAAAUUACAAACCGUCACAAUGUAUGUAAAACUAAUGUUUGUUUCCCUUUUAUGUACCUUUCAAACAGUUGUUUCGAUAAAAUGCUACCAAUGCGCGUCUUCUCAAGAUCACAAAGGGGAAGAUACAUGCGGAGCAUACAGGAAAUUCGAUAGAGAAAGUCACAUAGCUGUAGACUGUGGUAGCGAUGAAUCUCACAUGCCAGGAGCAUUUUGUAUGAAGUUAACUCAACAAGGACCCAAAGGGUUCAUUUGGGAUGGCAGAUGGCGUCAAGUUAUAAGACGAUGCGCAUCUGUAGCUGAGACUGGAGUGACCGGUGUCUGUAACUGGGGUGUCUAUGACAACGGUGUGUACUGGGAAGAAUGUUACUGUACCUCAGAUGAAUGCAAUGGUUCUACGAGUGUAUCUCUCUCAAUUGCAUUAUUCAUGGGCUCAUUGAGCAUAUUGUUUGGCUUGUAUAAGGUCUAGAUUUUUUAUUUAUUUAGGUUUAAAUUAAAGGAGGCGGUAUGUAUUAUGGUAGAUUUUGCGUUAGAGAUUUUAACAGUACUGUUUUAUUAGUAAUAUAGAAUCCCAGCUCUAUAUAAUAUCAUGUAAAAAAAGGCAUACUUAUAU